This is a messenger RNA of Sinocyclocheilus anshuiensis, 6163 nucleotides long. It is a transcript of the gene chd4a, whose product is annotated as chromodomain helicase DNA binding protein 4a. Gene Ontology annotation, biological process: chromatin remodeling. The transcript has 40 exons. Bases 240 to 5939 code for a protein of 1899 amino acids. The record is from RefSeq and is a predicted model, not a curated record. NCBI's taxonomy places the organism in Eukaryota, Metazoa, Chordata, Actinopteri, Cypriniformes, Cyprinidae. Gene Ontology annotation, cellular component: NuRD complex; chromatin; nucleus. Gene Ontology annotation, molecular function: ATP hydrolysis activity; ATP binding; chromatin binding.
UUUUUCAGUUGCAUUAAACCAAAUUAUAUUUGUUCACUAUUGUUAGAUAUAUUUGCACGCUUUUCGGAUUUUGCUUCCUUGGCAUGGAGUGACCAGUGAUCAGCAUGGUACCGUGACUAUUAACUUCCGUUUGUAUUGUUCUUUUAUGUUCUGUCUCCCCCGGCUUCAGGAAGGCACCAGAGGAGGCGAAAUCGGCAUACAAGUGUCCACAAUCCUCUCUAGCUGGUGUAAUCAACAAUAUGUCCGUCAGUGAGGACGACAGAGACGAUUUUGAACAUCGGUCUAUGAUGCAAGACGAGGAUGACCUGGACGAGGAGUUGUCAGAAAAUGAUGCCCCAAAGGUGAAAAAGAAGAAGAAAGCCAAAAAAAGUAGCCGCGAGAGCAAAGGCAGCAAGAGGAAUCGCUCCCGGAGAGAGGAUAUCGGCAUCAGUUCUCCGGAGCCAGUGGAAGGCCCUGAUCCGGACGAUGGUGAAGACCGUUCAGAAAGCGAGGGUAGCGACUACACACCUGGCAGGAAAAAGAAGAAAAGAGCCUGCACCACAAAGGACAAAAAAAGAAGCAGCUCUGGUGCCGACAGAAACUCAGCCGCUUCAAAACGGAGAGAACCUGAGGAAGAGGAAGACGAGGAUGAUGACGAUGCUGAGCCAAAAAGUUCUUCUCAGCUUUUGGAUACCUGGGGUAUGGAGGACAUCGAUCAUGUCUUCACUGAGGAAGACUAUAGGACUCUGACCAACUACAAAGCCUUCAGCCAGUUCGUCAGGCCUCUGAUCGCUGCCAAGAACCCCAAAAUCGCUGUUUCCAAAAUGAUGAUGGUUCUGGGAGCGAAGUGGAGGGAGUUCAGCACUAACAACCCUCUGCGGGGCUCGGCUGCUGCCACCACAGCCCUGGCGGCCGCUAGUGCCGCUGUAACUGUUGAAACAGCAGCAGAAACUCCAGCCACUGCAACCGGAGCCCAAAUCAGUGCCGAGUCCACACCAGCAGCUCCCGUACGCAAGGCCAAGACAAAAGAGGGCAAGGGUCCCAAUGCACGCAAGAAGUCCAAACCCGCUCCAAAACCUCAAGAGAAGAAAGUGAAGACCAAAAAGGUUGCUCCUCUGAAGAUCAAACUCGGAGGCUUCAACAGCAAAAGGAAACGCUCAUCUAGUGAAGAGGACGAUGUUGACGUGGACAGUGACUUUGAUGAUGGCAGUAUGAACAGUGUAUCCGUUUCGAAUGGAUCAAAUAGCCGCAGUAGUCGCAGCAGCACUAAAAAGAAGCCCAAAAAGAAGACGAAAAAAGGUGAUGAUGAUGGUGAUGGAUAUGAGACGGAUCAUCAGGAUUACUGUGAGGUCUGUCAGCAGGGAGGAGAGAUCAUUCUCUGUGACACCUGUCCACGAGCUUAUCACAUGGUCUGCUUGGACCCUGAUAUGGAGAAAGCACCGGAGGGCACCUGGAGCUGCCCACACUGUGAGAAGAUGGGCAUCCAGUGGGAGGCUCGUGAGGACGCGUCAGACGGUGAGGAGGAUAACGAGGCGGGAGGAGAGGCGGAGGAGGACGACCAUCACAUGGAGUUCUGCAGGGUGUGUAAGGACGGCGGAGAGCUGCUGUGCUGUGACUCCUGCCCCUCAUCAUACCACAUCCACUGCCUUAACCCACCACUGCCCGAGAUUCCCAACGGAGAAUGGAUCUGCCCUCGCUGCACUUGUCCUACUAUGAAAGGUAAGGUGCGGAAGAUUCUGACCUGGCGCUGGAGUGAACCUCCUCCCCCGACCCUUGUGCCGCGGCCCAGUGACCUCCCAGCUGGUGCUCCCAACCCCAAACCAUUGGCUGGUCGCCCUGAUAGGGAGUUCUUCGUUAAAUGGCAUAAUAUGUCCUACUGGCACUGCUCCUGGGUUUCUGAGCUGCAGCUGGAGAUGCACUGUCAGGUGAUGUUCAGAAACUACCAGCGCAAGAACGACAUGGACGAACCCACACCCAUAGACUUCGGCGGGGAUGGAGAGGAGGAGAAGAGCGACAAGAGGAAGAAGAAAGACCCCACCUAUGCUAAGAUGGAGGAGAAGUACUACCGCUUUGGCAUCAAGAUGGAGUGGAUGAUGAUUCACCGUGUCCUGAACCAUAGUGUGGAUAAGAAGAAUAACUGUCACUACCUCAUCAAGUGGAGGGAUUUGACAUAUGAUCAAGCCACCUGGGAGGCAGAGGAUAUGGAUAUACCAGAGUUUGACACCUACAAACUGCAGUACUGGAACCACAGGGAGUUGAUGAUGGGUGAUGAAGGUAAACCAGGAAAGAAGAUGAAGAUCAGAGGAAAGAUCCUAAAGGAGUUGAUGAUGGGUGAUGAAGGUAAACCAGGAAAGAAGAUGAAGAUCAGAGGAAAGAUGCGGAAACUGGACCGACCUCCAGAGAACCCUGUGGUGGAUCCUACUAUUAAAUUUGACCGUCAGCCAGAGUAUCUGGACACUACGGGCGGGACGCUGCAUCCGUACCAGCUGGAGGGGCUCAACUGGCUCCGCUUCUCCUGGGCUCAGGGAACCGACACCAUCCUGGCAGACGAGAUGGGUCUGGGAAAGACCGUGCAGACUGCUGUUUUCCUCUAUUCCCUGUAUAAAGAGGGUCAUUCGAAGGGUCCGUUCCUGGUGAGUGCCCCCCUGUCCACCAUCAUUAACUGGGAGCGAGAGUUUGAAAUGUGGGCCCCGGAUAUGUACGUCGUCACAUACGUCGGAGACAAAGACAGCAGGGCUGUCAUCAGAGAAAACGAGUUCUCCUUUGAGAACAACGUCAUCCGCGGUGGCAAGAAACCCUCUAAGAUGAAGAAAGAAGCCUCCGUGAAGUUCCAUGUGCUGUUGACCUCCUAUGAGUUGAUCACUAUUGACACGGCUGUUCUGGGCUCCAUCGACUGGGCUUGUUUGGUAGUUGACGAGGCCCACAGACUGAAGAAUAAUCAGUCAAAGUUUUUCAGGGUGCUGAACAACUACCCACUGCAGCAUAAGUUGUUGUUGACUGGAACUCCUCUACAGAACAACUUAGAAGAGCUUUUCCAUCUGCUUAACUUCCUCACACCAGAGAGAUUCAGUAAUCUUGAGGGUUUCUUGGAGGAGUUUGCCGACAUUGCCAAGGAGGACCAGAUCAAAAAGCUUCACGACAUGCUGGGACCACACAUGCUCAGGAGACUCAAAGCUGACGUGUUCAAGCACAUGCCUUCCAAAACAGAGCUCAUCGUCCGAGUUGAGCUCAGCCCCAUGCAGAAGAAAUAUUACAAGUUCAUCCUGACCCGCAAUUUUGAGGCUCUGAACACUCGUGGUGGAGGAAACCAGGUUUCUCUGCUGAAUGUCGUUAUGGACCUCAAGAAAUGCUGUAAUCAUCCCUAUCUCUUCCCUGUUGCUGCUAUGGAAGCUGCCAAGAUGCCCAAUGGGAUGUACGAAGGCAGCGCCUUGACUAAAUCUUCUGGCAAACUGCUGCUACUGCACAAGAUGCUGCGGAAACUCAAGGAGGGCGGACACAGAGUGCUCAUCUUCUCUCAGAUGACCAAAAUGUUGGACCUGCUAGAAGACUUCCUGGAGAACGAGGGCUACAAAUAUGAGCGCAUUGAUGGAAGUAUCACAGGAGGCAUGAGACAGGAAGCCAUUGACCGCUUUAAUGCUCCUGGUGCUCCCCAGUUUGCUUUCCUGCUGUCGACCAGAGCCGGUGGUCUGGGUAUCAAUCUGGCAACCGCAGACACCGUCAUCAUCUAUGACUCUGACUGGAACCCUCACAAUGACAUUCAGGCCUUUAGCAGAGCUCACAGGAUUGGUCAAAACAAGAAAGUUAUGAUCUACCGCUUUGUGACCAAAGCCUCUGUAGAAGAGAGAAUUACUCAGGUGGCCAAGAAGAAGAUGAUGUUGACUCACUUGGUUGUGCGUCCUGGAUUGGGCUCAAAGACCGUAUUUUAUAGUUAUAGUAUACUGAAACAUACCUUUUUCACUGUUUCCUGUCUUCUCCCUCAGGAAGAGGAAGUUCAGAGGGAGAUCAUCAAGCAGGAGGAAAGUGUGGAUCCAGAUUACUGGGAGAAACUGCUCCGACACCAUUACGAGCAGCAGCAGGAGGAUUUGGCUCGUAAUCUGGGCAAGGGCAAGCGAAUCCGCAAACAGGUCAACUACAACGAUGGCUCUCAGGAGGACAGAGACUGGCAGGAUGAUCAGUCUGAUGGCCAAUCAGAUUACUCCGUUGCUUCAGAGGAAGGAGAUGAGGACUUUGACGAACGAACAGAAGCCAAUUCACGGCGACCCAACAGAAAAGGCCUCCGAAAUGACAAAGACAAACCCCUGCCCCCCCUGCUGGCCAGAGUGAGCGGCAACAUUGAGGUGUUGGGUUUUAAUGCUCGUCAGAGGAAGGCCUUCCUGAACGCAGUGAUGCGUUAUGGGAUGCCACCUCAGGACGCCUUCACAACCCAGUGGCUAGUCAGAGACUUGCGUGGCAAAUCAGAGAGGGAGUUCAAGGCUUACGUCUCGCUCUUUAUGCGGCACUUGUGUGAGCCUGGUGCAGAUGGUGCUGAAAGCUUUGCCGAUGGCGUUCCCCGGGAGGGACUGUCACGGCAACACGUUCUUACUCGUAUUGGUGUGAUGUCGUUGAUCAGAAAGAAGGUACAAGAGUUCGAGCAUGUGAACGGUCAGUGGUCAAUGCCCUGGAUGAUGGAGCUAAACGAGAAUAAAAUAGCGUCCACCGCCAGCAGUCAGCCUGAUUCACCCAGCAAAACGCCCUCUACUGGCACUCCAGCGGACACUCAGCCCAACACACCUGCUCCAGAUGGUGUUUCCAAAGCAGAAGAUAGUGGAAAAGAUGGCGAUAAAGAAAAGGUGAAAAAUGGAGACGGUGAGAAGGACGCAAGUGAGAAUAAAGACAAUGAAGUCAUUGCCAUUCCUGAUGAAGAUGAAAAAGCUUCUGCUUCUGAAGUCAAAAGCAAAGACAAAGAGGAGAAGGACAAAACGCCUGAAUCCUCUUCAGAGGCAGACAAGGCCGAUGGGAAGCAAGAUGAGAAAGAGGAAGAGAAAGGGAAGUCUGGAGACGCUGAUGAGAAGACCAACGACAGCAAGCCCAAAGGGUCUGAGGCUGAGAAGGAAACUUCAGACGCCAAAGGAGAAAAGGACGAUGAACCUGAAAAGAAGGAAGAUGAACCUGAAAAGAUGGACACUACCCCUGUUACAGAUGAGAAGAAAGGUCAGAAGGACGAGAAGGAAUCUGGUAAGACGGAGGAAGCAGGAAAACUGCAGAACGGAGAGAGUGGCAAAGACAGCGCAGCAGGAGCAGCAACUGAAGAGAGGAAGAAAGCCAAAACACGGUUCAUGUUCAACAUCGCAGAUGGAGGAUUUACCGAAUUACACUCCCUGUGGCAGAAUGAGGAACGAGCCGCUACAGUCACCAAGAAGACCAAUGAGAUCUGGCAUCGUCGCCACGACUACUGGCUACUCGCUGGCAUCAUACAACACGGUUACGCUCGUUGGCAAGAUAUUCAGAAUGACAUCAGAUUCGCCAUUCUUAACGAACCCUUCAAGGGAGAGAUCAACAGAGGAAACUUCCUGGAGAUCAAGAACAAGUUUCUGGCCAGGAGAUUCAAGCUGCUUGAGCAGGCUCUGGUGAUUGAAGAACAGCUGCGCAGAGCUGCGUAUCUGAACAUGACUGAAGACCCUUCUCACCCCUCCAUGGCUCUCAACACACGCUUCAGUGAAGUGGAGUGUCUGGCCGAGUCCCACCAGCACCUGAGCAAGGAAUCCAUGUCCGGAAACAAACCUGCCAAUGCCGUCCUACAUAAAGUACUGAAACAGCUAGAAGAGUUGCUCAGUGACAUGAAAGCAGAUGUCACUCGUCUCCCGGCGACCAUCGCCAGGAUACCUCCUGUCGCCGUGAGGCUGCAGAUGUCUGAAAGAAACAUUCUCAGCCGUUUGGCCAGCAGAGGACCAGACACACAGUCUCAGCAGGUCCAGCAGUAGCCUGCAGCAGACGCCAGUCCACAGAGCGCCGCACACCAUGUCCACAUUCCUGAUUGCACAUGAUAUCUCGUCUGAGCUUGAAUCCACACCCUCGUACUGUCCGCUCAAACCUGGGGGCUGUGGAUAUUUGAGCUGUUGUUUUUAUUAUUUUCCUAAUUAAUAUUGUUUACAUAAUAUUGUUGAUGAUGGUUUUUGGGACCUCAAUAAAAAUGUUCAAUAAAAAA